AUGCGGCUGAGAAGUCCUGGGCUGCUCUUGCUGCUGCUCAGUGGCCUGCUAGCUGCCAACUAUAGCAUGCCUGUUGUUAGCAGCCCCAGUGGCCCCUCCCAGGAUGAGGAGCUCACUUUCACGUGCAUAUCCACAAAUGGCUACCCGAGACCCAAUGUGUACUGGAUCAACCGCACAGACAACAGCCUUCUGGACAAGGCACUGCAGAACAACACAGUGUCCGUGAAUGAGCGUGGCUUGUAUGAUGUGGUCAGCAUCCUGAGGGUGCAGUGGGCCCCAAAUGUGAAUGUCCAGUGCUGCAUAGAGAACGUGCUUCUGCACCAAAACCUCACUGUCGGCAACCAGAUUGAUGAGGCUUCAGGUUUGCACUUGACCCCAGACAAAGAAACUUCCUCUAGAACCAAAGAAAAGAUCACAGAUAAUCCAGGCAGGCCUGAGGAGAAAAAUAAUAUAGCCAUUUUUAUCACCUUUGGAAUCCUGGCCAUUAUUGCAGCUAUAGCUACUGGCUGGUUUUGUAGAAACAGAUGUUCCCGUGGAAGCUACACAGGUUCCCAGGGUGUCCGGCCAGAGCUUGAGCUUACGGCAUCCUACCCAGCCUCCAUGACCUGUUCUGCCUUCCAGGCCUAUAAUGAAGACCUCCAGCUCUAA
Messenger RNA from Orycteropus afer afer, 648 nucleotides. The record is from RefSeq and is a predicted model, not a curated record. Lineage: Eukaryota; Metazoa; Chordata; Mammalia; Tubulidentata; Orycteropodidae.